UGAAAUAUUUCUGUCAAAAUGGCAUCGCAGCACAAAAUUCAGGCGUACAUGGACAAGCACAGAAUUGAAGUCAUGUUUGAGGAUUUAAUGAAUAAAGUAUUGAGAGACAUGCCAGAAGACCCUAAUAUAUAUCUCCUACGUGCCUUGUAUAAAAAAUCAGGCAUGGAAAUUCCACAGGAAAUUCGUUUUGGAGGUAUGAGAAAAAGUACAGACUUCGGGAGAUCUCGUACACCAGAUAGAGGAAGAAAAGGUCAUACAUCGUCCAGUACAGAUGAUGGUUUAAACCGAGCCUAUGAUAAACCAUGGAAGACCUCACCUUCACCUAAUAGAAGAUCUGGUACUAAACCUAAACUAGACGACCAAAGACCUGUGAAGAGAAAUGGUCAGAAAUCUGAUUGGAAUACUGAUGUAAGGGUUAAAUCUACCUCCUUUGAUGAUUUAUUUGAAGAUCAGAGUCAGCCACGUAGAGAGGUUCCCAUAGCAACCAAAAAACGUGACCAGUCCCCUGAUAAGCGCACAUCCUGGGCAUCCAUUGGCUUUGGCAGUGAAAAGACAAACGUGUAUUCUAGUAAUAACUACUCUGGUCCUAGAGGUUCACGUUUCCAUGACGAUGACCCCUUAGCUAAUGAACUUCGACCUGUAGCAUCGUCACAGAGUGAAAGCAGGUCACAGAGAUCACAAGUGAACUCAAGUGGCCAUAUAAAAGGACCAAGAGUGUCAGCUAAGAAACAUCGUAAAGAUCUUCAGAAGCUCCUGAACAAGUCAGAUGAUUCAGGAUAUGAUGCUGAUGACACACCUGCUCAAGCUGAAGAUGAUGAGGCCAUAGAACUAUUAGAGGAUUCUGAAGAACUAUUAAAAGAAGGAGCUCGAAAUGUUUCUAAAGAAGGUUUUAAACUCAGUCGGGUAUCUAGACAAAGAAUUAUUGAACCCAAAGUUAAGCUUAACAUCAAUUUUAAUCCCUUAUCAUCAGUCUACAGUAGUUCUAAUGAUAUAGGCAAGUCUCCAGGAUUCAACGUCGAUGAUUCUGACACUGAAGACAGGCCCCAAACAGGAAGAAGAGUUCCACUAGAUUCUGAUGACGAAUUUGAAAGUAUAUCACAAGUUACUGGACCUAGAGAACCAGUUUGGAAAUUACGCGAUCCAGCAGACUCAGAUGUUGAAACCUACGCAGUGAAAGUCCAACCUAUGACAGUUAAAUCUGGUCGCCAUAGUUACGACAGUAGAUUGUCAGGUAGAAAAACCAAUAUGGCCUCCACUCUCCCUGUAAGAUUUAGUACUCAGAGUGGUAGUGAUUUCCUUUCAAGAGGUGGACAGACGUGGACUGGUGGAUUGGAUGAAGAGAGAGGUGGUUGGGAGGUACCUUAUGAUUCUGAUGGAAGCCAAACAGAUCUCACUCAAACUACAAGAAGCAAGCCGUCUCGGGAUCCUAGAGCUGGGUUGACUGGAAUAUUGAGUGAAGAUGACUUAUUCAAGGCCAUCGGACUUUCAUAUGCCGAUCGAGAUCAGAACCCACAGCAGCCAUUUGUUCGACGUAACCAAGCAAAUGACUGCAUGUCUAACCGAACCAUUGUUUCACUUAUAUUUGGGUUUUUUAACCACUUCCGACAGUGUUUUGAAUGA
Lottia gigantea (owl limpet) is the source of this 1620-nucleotide messenger RNA. RefSeq lists its product as hypothetical. The coding region runs from base 19 to 1620 and encodes 533 amino acids. The record is from RefSeq and is a predicted model, not a curated record. Lineage: Eukaryota; Metazoa; Mollusca; Gastropoda; Lottiidae. The transcript is spliced from 18 exons.